Molecule: messenger RNA, 1107 nt
Organism: Rhinocladiella mackenziei CBS 650.93
Lineage: Eukaryota; Fungi; Ascomycota; Eurotiomycetes; Chaetothyriales; Herpotrichiellaceae
Exons: 1
Coding region: 1-1107 (368 amino acids)
Source: RefSeq, a predicted model, not a curated record
AUGGCUCGUGGCACCGGAAAACGAGGUGCGAGGCCUGCAGCCACCUCAAUUGCCAACGCAAAGCCACAACAACCUACUGCCUCUGGACCUCCUCCACCUUUUCAAUAUGCCCCAGCCUUCCUUCAACCAUUUCUCUCCACCCUCCCUACCGAUCACAUAUACCUUGUUCAUUCAGACCACACUUCUCCGAGCCUCAAAAGACGAGUCUUCGUCGUGCCCGUCAUCUUGAACCUCUUCAUCACGAUUGGACUAUGCGUGCGCAUUUACUAUGCCGCGCCAAUAUAUCUUGAACAAAUCAUUACAAUUUUCGGAUAUGAUACGGCAUACAAGGUGGACACCAAGGCGGCGAAAGCAACAGAACUUAUGAAUACCAUCAGCUCCAGAACAUUUCUGUUGAUGCUCGAUUAUGCUAUCUUCGCAUUACUUGGGAGCUGGCCCAGGGAGUUCAUGUUUGGCAGCAAGGCGUCUAGAUUUGUGGGACCAUUCGAAUGGAGGGCCACGAUAGGUUUCAAGGAUACAGAGAUCAUUGUUCGAAGAGGAAGGAGAUGGGACACCCCCUUACUCACGAGCGAGAACCCGGAUCAAGUCAAGACGUGGGAGACGGAUGAAGAAUUGACAAUCAGAGUCAAAAUUGAUCCGGCUAUGCGGGCGUCCUACCUAGCAAAGACAGGAUAUUUACUUCUUGACAAGGACUGGGAUCUCGAUUUCAAGGCCAUGUUGGAUGCCCACAGAUUAGUGGAGAAAGGAACCAUUCAACUGAAGGACUUGGAAAAUCUGUGCCUGGUAUAUUAUCAGAAACAAUGGUUGAUCUGGCGUGUCCAUGAGGCUGCUGGGAUCAGUCCGCACGAACAGGGGCAAGACAGCGUUCUGGAGAAGUUUAGAAGCAGACUUGCAGAUCUGGGAGCCGAGGAUGUCUUUUUCCGUUGGAUUGAGAUUGUGCAAUUUGAGACUUCUCAACCUGGUGGGUUUACAGAAGGAAAACAAGCUGACGCGAUCCGGGAAUUGAAGAAGCUACUGACCAAGAGGGGUGUGGAUUAUGGUCAGUUUUGGGAAGACAUUGGUGGACAAGCCGGUCUGCCUGGAUUUGACGUGCAAAACCAGUCAUGA